AUGGACAGACCACAGCCCUUGGAAUCUCAGCCUCCAGACCCACAGCGCCGCGAGUCUGAAUCUCUGUCAGCUUUGCGUAGUGCGCUGCAGGAGGCCAAGAAUGCCCACGACAUCGACAUCGACAGCCAGCCAGACGACGAUGCUUCCAACGAGGAAGGCUCCCCCGACAAGCCCGCUCGCCGGCCAAAGCGAGCGCGCGCGUGCAUCGCUUGUCGCAACAUGAAGAUCCGCUGUCUGCCGGUUCAAGGCCAGGAGGCGUGUCUGGCCUGUUCCAAGGUAAACCGCGAAUGCGUCAUGCCCGGCCCUGCACGGAAACGACAAAAGACAGUACACAAGGUCGCAGAGCUUGAGAAGAAGAUAAAUGCCCUCACCGACGCCCUCAUCGCCCAGCAGGCGGCCAACCCAACUCCUCCCAAUGACUCCCCGAAUACAGACCGCCAAGAAACCCAGUCAGAUGUGACACGCACCAACACCACUAUCACUUCAGAUCCGCAGCGUGAGUCCGAGCGUUUAUCAUCGUACGGGAAGAUCCCCGUGGAGAAUCCCAAUGUCAAUUUCGAGCAAGGACAUCUCGACUGGGGAUGCUCCAAAUUUGAGCACCCUCGAGAGAAACUGGAGCCAUACGCCGACAUAAUCGAACGCGCCCUGCUUGACAUGCCUACUGCCAACAAGAUUUUCGGUCACUAUGUCAACAACAUGCUCCCGCACUUCCCCGUGCUCGCCUUUCCCGGCACCAUCACUGCUCAAGAUGUACGAACGGCCAGGCCCAUGUUGUUCUUGGCCAUCCUCACCGUCGCGGCUCCCGCCAUCAAGCCCGAGCUGCAUGGUAACCUUGUCGUCGAGCUGACUCGCCAGUUGUCGGAGAGAGUUCUUUUCGUCGGUGAAAAGAGUCUGGAGGUCGUUCAGGCGAUACUGGUCUACACCAACUACUAUACCAGAAAUAAGUACGCAAAGGACCUGACCUUCAACCAGCUCAUACACUCCGCCGUGGUCAUGUGUUUGGAUCUAGGCAUGGGCAAACGCUACAAAUCACUGCAACGCGAUCGCACUGAAGAGGCCGAAGUCCGGCGAACAUGGCUUUCGUGCUACUACUUUGCCUCUAAUGUCUCCAUCCUCCUCCGCCAUCCCUCUCUCGUUCGCUGGUCACCCUACCUCGAAGACUCCAUCGCUUAUCUCGGCGGUCCUACCGCUUCCGACGCCGACCGCUGGCUCUGUGCCUUGGUACGCACCCAGCAAAUUGCCGAAGAAGUCUCACUCGUCUUCAACAUGGACGAUCAGUCAUCCAAUGUUUCUUUCGGUGACACUUCUACGCAAUACCAUCUCAAAGCCUUCGAGAAACAACUUGCUGCCUGGCAUGACAGUGUUCCCGCCUCCAUCAACUCCAAUGUCGUGUCCCAUAUCGCGGCAAGCAUCAACCUUUACGUGCACGAAAUUGGCCUUCACCUCGAGCACGAUUCGAACAUGGACGACUGGGCCGGCGGCAUGAAAUUCGUCGAGGGCAGACCUGGCUCAACCGCCCCGUUGCCUUCGGGUAACACUGUCCAGCCUACAACCGCCAAAUCCCACAUCACCAUCACUCACAUCGACGCCCUAGCGCAGUGCCUAGACUCGUCACACAAAAUGCUUGACGCCUGGCUUGCCUUGCCUCUCUCAACAGGACGCAACCUUCCCAACCUGGGCAUUGUGUGGAACACCUACGCCAUUGUGGCGCUCAUCAAGCUGCACGGCGUACUCUCCGCGCCCGACUCUAAAUUCCUCGAGGUAUUCUCGCCCGAACUGAGAGUCGACUAUUACAUCCUAGCCGUGAUCGAGCGCCUACAGGAACUCGCCGCCGACGGUCGCUGUCCGCCCGCCGAAGCUUUUGUAUACGUGGUCCGCAAACUGCGCAGCUGGUUCGAGCACAAGCGCAGUGGCUUCCCGGAGCAGCAUAGCGACGCCGACGACGGCGGCGAUGUCAGCGCCGGCGUCAAGGCCGGUGGUGAUGGCGGCUUCGUCGCUUCCCACAAGCGGUACGCAGACGACGUGAUGCGUCUGGCGCAAGAGCGAGACAUUCUGCCACAAGACCUGCCGCGCUCCGGGUCGCUGUCGCAGCGGCCUAGUCCGAACCUUGACCCGGCGGGUGCGCCCUUCGACGUUGGUGGCAGUGCGGCGCAAGCGUCGCAGCCGCUGGUCGGAACCAGCAGCAUGCCGAGCAGUCAGAUGAAUCCGAUGGGCAUCGGUGGCAACGGUGGUGGUGGCUUUCCAGCCUCACAGCAAGUGCCUGGCAGCGGGCCAUUUGCUAACAAUAACAGCAGCAACAGCCAGUUUGCGACCAUGUCGGAUUUGAACGUCGCGUACAAUGCCGCGAGCUACAAUAUCAACUGGGAUGAAUUGAACUUUAGCCAGCAGGAGAUGAAUCUGUUCGACGAGUAUAUGGGCGAGCGCGGCUGGAUGGGGUAUAUCAUCUGA
This is a messenger RNA of Cyphellophora europaea CBS 101466, 2448 nucleotides long. RefSeq lists its product as uncharacterized. The transcript has a single exon. Gene Ontology annotation, molecular function: transcription cis-regulatory region binding; zinc ion binding; DNA-binding transcription factor activity, RNA polymerase II-specific. The record is from RefSeq and is a predicted model, not a curated record. Gene Ontology annotation, biological process: regulation of DNA-templated transcription; DNA-templated transcription. The coding region runs from base 1 to 2448 and encodes 815 amino acids. Gene Ontology annotation, cellular component: nucleus. Lineage: Eukaryota; Fungi; Ascomycota; Eurotiomycetes; Chaetothyriales; Cyphellophoraceae.